This is a messenger RNA of Meloidogyne enterolobii, 783 nucleotides long. The record is from the annotation of a GenBank genome assembly. NCBI's taxonomy places the organism in Eukaryota, Metazoa, Nematoda, Chromadorea, Rhabditida, Meloidogynidae.
UUUUUGAUGUUGCGCAAUUUUAUUUUAAAGUUUUCUUCAUUAAAUAAUUGUUCAUUUUUACAUUUAACAAAAAAAACUUUUUUAAUGUCUACAGCGGUUUCUACUGAUUCUGUUGAUCCGAUUCAAGAACAAUAUUUGACAGAAAAUUGUAUACAAGUGGACCGUAAUGAUGGAAUAAUUGGCCCAGUUUCAAAAAGAGAAUGUCAUAUGAAUCCUUUGUUACAUAGAGCCUUUAGCGUAUUUAUUUUUGACAAAGAACGUCGUAUGCUUUUACAAAAACGUUCAGCUACUAAAAUUACUUUUCCUUUGGUUUGGACAAAUUCUUGUUGCAGGUUUUUUCCUUUUUCAAUUUAUUUUUAUAUAUUUUUUAGUCACCCACUUUUUGGGAUUGAACAAAAUGGUGUUGAUGGAGUUAAAGUUGCUGCAAAGAGAAAAUUGUUGCAUGAACUUGGAAUUGACACUGUGAAUGUUGGUGAUAUGGAGGUUAUGGGACGUUUUAUAUAUUUGGCACGAUCUGAUUCUAUUUGGGUUGAACAUGAAUUGGAUUACGCGAUAAUAGUUACCAACUUUGAUGCGGCGUUCAAGCCUAAUCCUGAAGAGGUUUCUGAAGUUCGUUUUGUUACUCCAGAUGAACUUAAUGAAAUGUUUAUUGGUGGCAAGGAACUUUUCUCUCCUUGGUUCUCUCUUUUUUACAAAUUUCAUUGGCUCAAAACCUGGUGGGAGAAACUUGAUGAUUUGAAGUCUGUUCGUGAAUCAGAUGAUGUUAUUCACUCUUUGAAUUGA